UGGUGGAGUCGGGACCGAGCCACGAGAGUGCGUGAUGGCGAACAAAGUCUAUGACAGCCUCAGGGUCAACUCUCCUGGCGAUGAGAGGCAUGCGACUCAAUGUCUGGGCUGGGGCCAUCUACGCAACGGGGGCCCUCGGCUGUGGGGCUAUAAACUUUACUUCGACUAUUGCGAACAUGGCGACCUUUCAUCCCUCAUAUACUCGCAAGCCAUAGGACACCGCCGAGAUCGAAGGCAAAGAUCAAGGAUCGAUCGCCCAAGAAUAAUCUA
Aureobasidium pullulans EXF-150 is the source of this 270-nucleotide messenger RNA. RefSeq lists its product as uncharacterized. The transcript has a single exon. The record is from RefSeq and is a predicted model, not a curated record. Lineage: Eukaryota; Fungi; Ascomycota; Dothideomycetes; Dothideales; Saccotheciaceae. The coding region runs from base 51 to 215 and encodes 54 amino acids.